This is a messenger RNA of Morus notabilis, 3482 nucleotides long. RefSeq names its product kinesin-like protein KIN-14I. Gene Ontology annotation, biological process: microtubule-based movement. Bases 270 to 3290 code for a protein of 1006 amino acids. The transcript is spliced from 19 exons. Gene Ontology annotation, molecular function: microtubule binding; ATP binding; microtubule motor activity. Lineage: Eukaryota; Viridiplantae; Streptophyta; Magnoliopsida; Rosales; Moraceae. The record is from RefSeq and is a predicted model, not a curated record.
ACCUCAUUAUCAUCUUCUUCAUCUUCAUCAUCAUCAACAACUGCUACAUUUACUACUACAGCUUUAGCUUUAGCUUUAACUGCACACGGAUAUUUUCCCCCAAGAGACGCUCUCUCUUCUCUUCUCUUCAGAUCGUUUUGGAGUCUGUUCUGAGGAGGAAGAUUCAAUGCAUUUCGUCAUGUUGAUCUGAUUGUGGAUUUUCGUGAAUUUUUCGCUGCAAAUUGUGGAGGAAAAUCGUUGUUUGGCGAGGAAGCAAGCGAGCAGCAUCAAUGGCGGCCGCGGCGGAGGGGGCGUUCUCGUUCUCGGUUGCGUCGGUGGUGGAGGAUGUUCUCCAGCAGCACGGGAAUCGCCAUAGGGAGCUAGAUUUGGAGUCCAGAAGAGCCGAGGAAGCCGCAUCAAGAAGAUAUGAAGCUGCUGGGUGGCUGAGAAAGAUGGUCGGAGUUGUAGCGGCUAAGGAUUUGCCCGCAGAGCCUUCUGAAGAAGAAUUUAGGCUUGGAUUGAGAAGUGGAAUUAUCCUCUGCAAUGUCCUCAAUAAAGUUCAACCCGGAGCUGUUCCCAAGGUCGUGGAAAGUCCAUGUGAUGCUGCUUUGAUCCCUGAUGGAGCUGCAUUGUCCGCAUUUCAGUACUUUGAGAAUGUGAGAAACUUUCUUGUGGCUAUUCAGGAAUUGGGAAUUCCCACUCUCGAGGCAUCUGAUUUGGAACAAGGAGGGAAAACGACAAGGGUUGUGAAUAGUGUUCUAGCGCUUAAGUCCUACUGUGACUGGAAACAGAGUGGGGGAAAUGGAGUGUGGAAAUUUGGUGGAAAUGUAAAAGUUAUCUCCUCAACAAAAUCUUUUGUUAGAAAAAAUUCAGAGCCAUUUACGAAUUCCUUGUCAAGGAACUCAUCAAUGACCGAAAAAUCGUUGAACACUCUAUCCUCUGAUCUUGACUCUAAUAAAAUGUCUAGUUCUCCCUCCUUGAGUAUGCUUGUUCGUGCAGUUUUGUUAGAUAAGAAGCCUGAAGAAGUUCCCACGUUGGUGGAAUCUGUGUUAAGUAAGGUAGUGGAGGAAUUUGAACAGCGCAUCUCAAGCCAAUAUGAGACGGCAAAACCAGCUCCAAGAGAAAUGACUAUUUCGCAUGGAAACAAGCCUCCAACUAAAUCUACUUUCGGUGAUAGAAAGAUGGAGGACAAAAAUGCCAAUACAAUACAGAAAGAGCGCUUCCAAAAGAGUUGCAUUUCUGACGAGGAAUCGAAAAGGCAGCUGUUAAAACAGAAAAUGAUAUUUGAUCAACAACAAAGAGAUAUUCUGGAUCUAAAGAAUACUAUUCACACAACGAAAGCGGGAAUGAAAUUUAUGCAAAUGAAGUUUCAAGAAGAGUUCCACAAUCUUGGUUUGCAUAUUCAUGGCCUAGCUCAUGCGGCAUCGGGUUAUCAUAGAGUUCUUGAGGAGAACCGAAAAUUAUAUAACCAAGUACAAGAUCUCAAAGGAAGUAUCAGAGUUUAUUGUCGAGUGAGACCCUUUUUGUCUGGACAACCAAACUCCUUAAGCACUGUGGAUCAUAUAGAAGAUGGAAACAUUACUAUUAACACCCCUUCAAGGCAUGGGAAAGGACGCAAGUCAUUCUGCUUUAACAAAGUUUUUGGGCCAUCUGCAACUCAAGCUGAGGUAUUCUCUGAUAUGCAGCCACUUGUACGGUCUGUUCUUGACGGUUACAAUGUCUGCAUAUUUGCAUAUGGCCAAACAGGAUCAGGAAAAACUUACACGAUGACUGGACCCAGAGAACUUACAGAGAAAAGCCGAGGUGUAAAUUAUAGGGCAUUGGGCGAUUUGUUUAUAAUAGCAGAUCAAAGGAAGGAUACUUUGUGCUAUGAUGUUUCAGUCCAGAUGAUCGAGAUCUAUAAUGAGCAAGUGAGGGAUCUUCUUGUUACAGAUGGAACUAACAAAAGGUUAGAAAUUCGGAAUAGUUCUCAAACAGGACUUAGCGUGCCCGAUGCAAAUCUUGUUCCUGUUUCAUCAACAGCUGACGUAAUAGAUCUCAUGAAUCUUGGACAAAGGAACCGUGUUGUGGGCGCAACAGCCUUGAAUGACCGCAGUAGUCGCUCUCACAGUUGCUUGACAGUUCAUGUUCAAGGAAGGGAUUUGACUUCUGGGGCUAUCCUUCGUGGAUGCAUGCAUCUAGUUGAUUUAGCUGGGAGUGAGAGAGUAGAUAAGUCUGAGGUGACUGGAGACAGAUUGAAAGAAGCACAACAUAUCAACAAAUCUCUCUCUGCUUUGGGUGAUGUAAUCGCUUCCCUUGCCCAAAAGAAUCCACAUGUCCCUUACAGGAACAGCAAACUUACACAACUGCUCCAAGAUUCACUUGGAGGGCAGGCCAAGACAUUAAUGUUUGUUCACAUAAGCCCCGAGCCAGAUGCAACUGGUGAAACAAUAAGUACGCUUAAAUUUGCUGAGCGUGUCGCUACAGUUGAACUUGGGGCUGCCAAGGUGAACAAAGACACUACAGAUGUCAAAGAACUUAAAGAACAGAUUGCCAGUCUUAAGGCAGCAUUGGCAAGGAAAGAAGAGGAAGCAGAGCACAAUCAAUUCUCUGUAUCUGGCAGCUCUGAUAAGUACAGGUCCAAAGCUAGUGAAAUGUCACCUUUUCAAUCUAAACUUCAGAGUCCAGAUAUCUUGACUGGUGUAGUCAACAUGGAGAAUCACAAAAUCUCUGGUUUGAGGCAAAAGAGGCAAAGCUUUGAUCUUGACGAGCUACUAGCAAACUCACCACCCUUUCCCCCAGUGAGUAGUCCUGGCCAGAACUAUGGGGAAGAGGACAAAGACAUGAGCUCGGGCGAGUGGGUUGACAAGGUCAUGGUGAACAAGCAAGAAGUAAGCAGGGUUGAAAACCCUCUUGGAUGUUGGGGAGCAGAAAAUGGAAACUUAUCCGACAUGUUUUACCAGAAUUAUCUCCCAGAUUCCACCAAGGUUUACCCGGAACAAGCCUACAACAUGUUCAUGGGAGGAAACCGGUUCAACGGUGUAAUUAGUACCGAUGACACAGAUGAUCUUGACGCUGCCACAAGUGACUCCUCAGAGCCAGACUUGCUUUGGCAGUUCAAUCAAACCAAACUUAGUGGCUUAACCAAUGGUAUUGCGUCAAAGACCAAGAAACUCAACACAAAACCCACAAAGAGCCCAGAAAUAAGCAAAAAUUUUGGUUCUUCUCUAGGCCCUUCACCUUCCCGGAAAGUAUCAAAUGGAGUCCCACAUCGGAUAGGGAGGCAGCCAGCCCCAGUUGAUAUGAAACGCAAAACCGGCAACAGAAAGUAGAAGCGUGACACGCUGAUGGGUGAUUUUUUUUUUUUUUUUCUCUGAAUUUGUUACACAGAGAGAGAGAGAGAUGUUUCUUAUUUUUUAUUUUUUUUGCUAUAGAAUUAACUGCAGCAAUAAGUCCAGUUGCUUGUAUAUGUGUAAGAGUGAGUCCGUGUAAAAAACUCCUGCCCUGCCUGCUUGGUGUGGAUA